Messenger RNA from Sungouiella intermedia, 180 nucleotides. The record is from the annotation of a GenBank genome assembly. NCBI's taxonomy places the organism in Eukaryota, Fungi, Ascomycota, Pichiomycetes, Serinales, Metschnikowiaceae.
AUGCCAAUCACACAGGCUGUCAGUGUCCGGGUCGGUGGCCUGAAUUCUCCAAAUAUGGCACCACCAUCGCUCAAGUUAUGUCGGGGUUCUCAACGCCCCCUCGACCUUCCCCACUUUUUUUGUGACAAGUUGGUGGAGUACCUUCAGAAAUUAACAAAGUUGCAUUUGGUUGCUCAUUGA